AGGGGCCAGAACGCGGGCAGCGCUGCGCGUGCGCGCUGAAGACCUCCAGCCGCUCUUCGCCCUGUGCUCCGUACUCGCCAGCGGAACCUUUGAGCAGAAUUCUCCCGGCAGCGGGGGAAGGGCACCGGAAGGGACCUGCUGGGAGGAAGGAAAGGAAGGGAAGGGACGACGAACCAUGGCAGCUAUAGUUGCUGUCUGUAGGGUCCUGGGGAGGAAGAAGUUGACGCUGGGGACGGCAGCCGUCGGCCUCCCAGAUCCCGCAGCUCACGCCGUGCUGUGGAGAAGAGGUUGUUCACAACUAACCAGCAAUGAGGACCUGCUUUUGUCCCAGUUUGUUUCUCCAUUUACUGGAUGCAUUUAUGGAAGGCACAUAACAGGCCUUUGUGGGAAGAAACAGAAAGAAAUCACAAAAGCAAUUAAGAGAGCUCAAAUAAUGGGGUUUAUGCCGGUUACAUAUAAGGAUCCUGUCUAUCUUAAAGACCCUAAAGUAUGUAACAUAAAGUAUCGGGAAUAAGCUGUGUAAGGUUCCCACCAAUAAACUUCUUUUAUAGUAAGUGGUUGUAUGAGGCCAGUAUUGACUAAAACUAAUCCGCGGGUAGAAGGGUUUCAGGAGAUCGGGAGUGAAGCUAAUCUUCCACUGUCAGUGUUCAUUUUAACAGAUAGCUUAUUUAAAAUGUUGACGUUUAUAAUGCUGUAUAUACCUUGAAUAAAACGGUAUUAUGUGACUGUUACUUAUAUCUGGUCCUCAAUAGAUCAUAUAACAUUCCAGAUAUUUCAGGAGUAAGCACCUGGGAAUCCUAAUACAAGAAUUCUACAUUAGGCCCAGAUUCUGACUUAGAAAUGGGGAUGAUUUUUGUGUAAUGUCUGAAUCCCAUGUGACUAGGUAUAGCACUGACUUUACCCAGGCUAAUUUUUUUUUAACUAAACAUGCCUGGUCACAGAAUAGAUCUUGCCUCAGAGAAAUAAAUUAGGAUCAAGGACAGAACAUUCCUGAGUGAAAUCUUCAAACUGGUAGUGUCCUUGAUAAACUAAAAUGGCUUGUAAAUAGCUGUUAUCAACUCGCUCAUGAUACAAUUGGAUUCAGACAACUCUGCUUUCCCUCCUCCUACUUACACACAGCCCCAAGAGUACCAAUUUAUGAUUUGCAUAAACCAUUACUGGUAAUGUGUACCUUCAUAAACACCCCAGCACAGUAUUUAAUACAUGCUGAUAGAAGAUCAAAAUAUUUGUUACUAGUUCAAAUGUUCUUUACCAAAUAGUUGCUAUAGGCAGUAACAGAUAAGCAAUGGUCAGAUGUGUUCAGCAUUUCAUCCAGUGAAUGCAGUGUAGAGAAGGCUGCACAUGGUAUAUGUAGACAUAUACACAUACACAUAGGGGAAAAGCUCUCAGCUAACCUGCACUUAACCAACUCCCCCUAAAAAUCAUGAAGGCGAGGACCUCUACUUGUGCUCUGUAUUACCAAGGCUUGCCGUUUGGAUACUUGUUUUGGAAAAGUUUGAUGAAGGUAAUGAACUUUGAAUGAAAAGGAAAAACUCUUAAUUACAAAUAAGUAGGGGAAUAAGGGUGCUCCCGCCCAGCUUCAUUUUGUGUUUAAGGAACUUUGCCAGGAUCUGCAGUUCUGCAAGUUAGAGGAGUUCAGUAAUGAGCAUGGUCACUGCAUUCCAUACAGAGAACUUCCUGGUCCUGGACUGACUGAUUAGCAAAGUAAUGUGCUUUUCUAUUUCCAUGUCAGACUGAAACCUUUAAUAUUUGCAUGUCUAUAUGUAUGCACACAGAUUUUAUUCCUGAAUCCCACUGGUGACUGGCCUUAUCUGAGCAAUAUGUUAACCCUAGACUCACUGGAUUAUUAGGCUUGUGCUAUACUUCACUUGGAUUCACUCACAAUUUGGGGGUAAGGACACUAGAGCUUUCACUGCAUUACAACUGUACCAUAAGUAGGGCCACCAGACUUAGCAAUAUGCCCAAUUAAUUUGAAUUUCAGAUAAACAAGUUUUAAUACAAUAAUGUUCCAAAUAUUGCAUGAUGCCCCAUGUAUUUUCUGGCCAUAAUGUGCUUUUUAUGAAUACUUAAGGAAUAGGAAUUAUAAUUACUAAGCUAAAAAUAAAUUUUUCAUAUGUACUUGACUUUCUUCAUGCUAUGGAAAUAGGCUAGUCUAUUUUCUAAUUUGAAAUAUUGUCACAUUUAAAAGAAUGCAUCAGCAAUUUAAGUAAAUAGUGAAUAAAAAUUUUGGUUUUAAAA
Ochotona curzoniae (black-lipped pika) is the source of this 2238-nucleotide messenger RNA. RefSeq names its product mitochondrial ribosomal protein S18C (gene MRPS18C). The coding region runs from base 176 to 514 and encodes 112 amino acids. The record is from RefSeq and is a predicted model, not a curated record. Gene Ontology annotation, biological process: mitochondrial translation. The transcript is spliced from 5 exons. NCBI's taxonomy places the organism in Eukaryota, Metazoa, Chordata, Mammalia, Lagomorpha, Ochotonidae. Gene Ontology annotation, molecular function: small ribosomal subunit rRNA binding; structural constituent of ribosome. Gene Ontology annotation, cellular component: ribosome; mitochondrial small ribosomal subunit.